This is a messenger RNA of Capsella rubella, 480 nucleotides long. RefSeq names its product protein DOWN-REGULATED IN DIF1 11. The record is from RefSeq and is a predicted model, not a curated record. Bases 1 to 480 code for a protein of 159 amino acids. Lineage: Eukaryota; Viridiplantae; Streptophyta; Magnoliopsida; Brassicales; Brassicaceae. The transcript has a single exon.
AUGGAGAUGAUUAAGGUAGUACUUUUCAUGGGAUGUCUCUUAAGCACCAUCUUGAUAUCAUCAGCUAAUCCUAACUUAGCCACAAAGAGUGAUGAUGAUGAUGAAACGUGGAUCAUCGACCCUAGCACUGAUUUAAACAUGGUGUUUGCAGAAUCGCCGACUUCAAGAGAAUACAACGAAGAUGUGCUUAACAAAGAGUCAUCAGAGCACUUUGAUUAUCUCUUGAACUGCAGCGAGAAGAGGGGACGAGAGUGUAACGAGGAAGUGAUGGAAGAGAUUCUUCAGAACAGGAACGUUUCGGACCGUUGUUGUGAGAAGAUAGUGAGUGUUGGGAAAGAUUGUCACGUCGGGAUUGCGAAUGUGAUGUUCAAGAAUUAUCAUGUGAGACGUUUUGCUUCGAGAAGUGUUUUCAAGGCUAGCAAAGUUUGGAAUAGGUGUUAUGCUCAAAGUGAUGCUGCUCAUACGCCAUAUUCUGGUUAA